Messenger RNA from Mollisia scopiformis, 1268 nucleotides. RefSeq lists its product as uncharacterized. The record is from RefSeq and is a predicted model, not a curated record. The coding region runs from base 36 to 884 and encodes 282 amino acids. NCBI's taxonomy places the organism in Eukaryota, Fungi, Ascomycota, Leotiomycetes, Helotiales, Mollisiaceae. The transcript has a single exon.
UUCUGUCAAAAACUACACAUCCUCUUCUAGUCAAGAUGCCUACUCUCGUCACCAUCCCAAGAGAAAUCCGAGAUGAAAUAUACUCUCUGACCCUCGCUGCUCCUUUGCCAGCCUUGCCCACUCGUGACCGUACCCGCCUCAGCUACCCCUCAUCAGACUCCGACGAGACCUACUUUGGAGAGAAUUGCGUUCGUUUUCCGCAUCAGACACCUCUCCCACCGUCCCAUGGGCUCCUUCACACCUCUAGGCGUCUACGUUAUGAGCUCCUCGACGCCAUCAAAAGGCUCGGCUGUAUUCGUUACAAGGUUGAUAUAGCUGACCGAAAGAAUACGGGAGUUCUGGUCCCGACUUGGCUGUCUGUACCGUGUCUGCCUUGUUUCGUGGACAAGAUCGAUGUUCUGGAAGUGAACUGGCGACCCCGUUUUUUGAAAACAACCAGCGUUGCGAGCUUCAAUGGAGACGAUGACCGAGAAGACGUGUAUUGGAACAGGUUCAGUGGCUCGUUGUCAAUGCUGCAACGAUUCGUUGAGCGAGGAGUGUAUCUCCUGUCUAAAAAGAAAAGGCAAAAGACCCACAUUGGGUGUCUAGAAAUUCGAAUGAAUUAUCCCCCUGAAGAGAGAGUGGAGGACGUGGACGAGAUAUGUGACUUCAUAAAUGCCUGGAUGACCACCGAGCAUGGCGAGAUCGCAUGGGAAGAUGAGUCUUGGGAAAAAGAGGAUGAACAGUUUAGGCUACUUGCUGAGAAGAUUGACAGGGUCACACUCCUUGCCAAUGGAGCACUCAAGCGUGAGUGGGUGAUGAGUGAAAUGCUCGUGAAGAGGAACGAAGCGGAAGCUCUUCGACGCGAGAGAGCGGAAAACCCGGUUGAAGAGCAGGAAAUUUGAACGACAACACAUUUCUUUGAUUAAGGAAGUCUAGGAUGCAGGGACCCUCGGAUAUAGGACGUCGCGGAUGUGGGAGAGAUGUGGGAAUUCUAUGCGUGCUGAGCUGGCUUCGCGACACCGAAGUCCACUUCGCAGCCAUGAUCUGGUUUUCUAUGCUGCUGUUGUUUUCUGAGCGAAACUUAAUGGCCAAUUUGAAAGUGUGUCAACGAUGUCAAGCUCUUCAGCCUCGUCCAAGUUUUUUUUCGCGCUUUAAAAUAUUCACUGGCUCUAUUCAUGCUGUUCCGUUCGAAUGCUUUCCAAGAUUCUGUCAUCUUUCAGUUGGUAAUGAAGCAUCGCAGUGCAUGCGCCGAUCUGUUCAUCGUAUCAAAGUGACCAGCAUACGUA